UUUUGUUUAUACCACUGUCGUAGAAGAACCAUUGCUGGAUUUUUUAAAGAAAUACAAUUUUAAUAAUCCGAUAAAAUGAAAAACAAAAAACUCCUAGCCCUUCUGGUUUUGGGAGGAACGAUGAGAUAUAUAUUAAUGUCAUCAAAAUAUUCGUCGGCUAUCAGUGGACGGGUUGAAAUUUCAACUCCCCUAAACUCUCAUAAAAGAGUUCAGGAAGGUGUUCAUCUGUACAAAAAUCAAAUUGAUCCCUAUCUAGGAGAUAUGGUUCAUGAAACGCCCCUCAUACUAAUUAGUCUAGCGUGGGCCUACUCCACCAUUCCGCAAUUAGUUCCUUGGAUCUAUAUUAUGAUUGAUCUCGCCGCAGCAUUUAUUCUUUUCAAAAUGAGCAAAGAAUUUAUACAUCAAAUGUUUUCCAAGCAAAGUAAAGAGAAAGGAGAAUAUGCGGAUGAAACUGAUGAAUUGCAUCUUAAAUAUCACGACACAAUAGACAUUCCAAAAUUUGUGUUUAUUGCUUAUUUAUUGAAUCCCUUUUCGAUACUUAACUGCGUCGCGCUUUCGUCGACUGUCUUCAGCAAUUUCUUUUUAGCAUCUAGCUUUUAUUUUAUGGCAAAGCAAAAUUUGUGGCCUUGCAUUGCAUUUUUGUCUCUGGAAACCUUAAGAAGUCUCUAUCCUGUUGUUUUUAUUGCACCAGUUUUACUUGUGUUUGGAAAAAGCUGCAAGAAAGACUAUGCCAGAGUCGCUGGGAGUUUCAUACUCACAUGUUUCGCAUUUUGCUAUAUUAGCUAUUCAAUCAUGGGAUCUUGGACCUUUAUUAAUGGAACUCUAGGAUUUGUGUUUUUCUGCCGUGAACUUCAGCCAAAUAUUGGAUUGUUUUGGUAUUUUUUCAUGGAAAUGUUCGAUCAUUUCCGCACUUUGUUCCUGAUCACUUUUCAAAUAAAUGCAACGAUUCUUUAUUUGAUUCCUUUGACAUUCAAGCUGCAUAAAGAUCCCUUGAUGCUUACGACAAUUCUUAUUUCGUUGACUUCAAUAUUCAGAUCAUAUCCGUGUCUAGGUGAUAUUGCAUUCUAUUUAGCCUUUCUUCCUUUAUGGCGGCGUUGUUGGAAGUUUAUGGCACACAACUUUGUUGUAUUUUGUUUCUUUUUGAUAACGUUGUUAAUCAUGCCUGCACUUUGGCAUCUAUGGAUGUACGCGGGAUCUGCCAAUGCAAAUUUCUAUUUUGGAGCAACCUUAGCAUUUUCCACUGGACAGAUAUUUCUAGUCACUGAUUUACUGUUUGCCUACGUAAAGCGCGAAUUUUGCCUCAAGUACGGACAGAAAGUGUUUAUCGAUGGUAAAGAAGCCAAAAUCAUCCUUGAGUAGUUUCUAAGGACCCUUACAGUAUAAUAGAAACUAUUUAAUAAGCAAUUGUAUAAGUGUUUCUUUUUUUAAUGGAUUAUCUUCUAUAACAAAACAACGAUAUUGUUUCAAAUAAAAUUAUUUAAUAUAAUUAUAAACAAAAGCAUCAAAAACAAA
Molecule: messenger RNA, 1512 nt
Organism: Eupeodes corollae
Lineage: Eukaryota; Metazoa; Arthropoda; Insecta; Diptera; Syrphidae
Gene: PIG-U
Product: phosphatidylinositol glycan anchor biosynthesis class U protein
Exons: 6
Coding region: 76-1359 (427 amino acids)
Biological process (GO): protein localization to cell surface; attachment of GPI anchor to protein
Cellular component (GO): membrane; GPI-anchor transamidase complex
Source: RefSeq, a predicted model, not a curated record